ACGUUACAUGUUGUGGGUGUAUAAUAUAGUGAUGGAUGUAAGCGACGAUCAAUAACAACAGAUAUGGCAGCUCCCCAGGAUAGUUGUAUGUCUGGGAAAGAUAACACUGCCGACAUUCAUUCUAAUACAAAAGAAACUUUCAAGGAUCCAUUAACUAGUGCUUUGGAUAAAGACAGUGAAGAUGAGCUUGAAAGCCUGGAUUUAGAUACGUCGUCAAAGUCUGAAAUGACUGUGUCUUGUAGUUCAAGUCUAAUAGCCAACUUCAAAUUGGAUGAUGACUUUGAUUCAGAAACUAGGGAUUUAUUUGUUAUGGUUGAUAAUCCCGAGAAACACACAAGUACCUUGGAAUCCUAUAUAACAUUCCGGAUUAACACUAAAACUACAAGGGAGGAAUUUGAUACACAUGAAUACUGUGUGAGGCGUAGAUACAAUGACUUUGUAUGGUUACGUCAGAGAUUGGAAGAUGGUUAUCCGACACAUUUGGUGCCUCCUCUGCCUGCUAAACACAGCCUACGGCGUUUGGACCGUUUCAGUUCUGAGUUUCUACGAGUUCGACAACAAGCAUUACAGAAAUUCCUCACCCGAAUCGCUGAUCAUCCAGUCUUGUCCUUUGAUAAACAUUUUCAUGUAUUUCUCACUGCUAAAGCUUGGGAAUUCAAUGCCCAUAAAAAGAAAGGACAAGGUUUGAUCAGCCGAGUCACCAACUCCCUUCACAACAUAAGUGCUUCAUACAUGAUGAAAAACCGGCCUCCUGAGUUUGCAGUGAUGCAUGACUACGUGCAGUCUUUUGGUGAUAAACUUGCAUCAGUAGAUAGGAUUACUCAGCGAAUACUCAAAGAACAGAGUGAAUAUGUAGAAGAAUUGAAUGAUUGGAGUCCAGUGUAUACACUUUGGUCGAAUUCUGAAGAUAAACUGACCCCAGCUCUUCUUACAAUGUCCAGAGCAAUUGAAGCAAAUUGUGUGGCCAUUAAAGAAUCUAUUGAUGAAAUUGAAGAAUCAUUUUGCCAACCCCUCAAAGAAUAUAUGUUAUAUACUGAAGCUGUAAAGACAGUUUUACGUCGUCGUGAUGCUAUCCAAGCAGAAUAUGAUUGGACUAUAGAUGAACUUGACAAGAAAAAAGAUGAAAGAGAACAGUUAAAAGUCUCAGACCAGUCCUUCUCCCUGGGAGCAUUUUUAGGCAAGGAUCCAGAUGAUGUCAAACAGCAAAAACAGAUCAAGCUGGAAAAAAAUAUUCAUGAGCUUACUCAAAAUGUGGAAAUCCUCAAUGACAAAUCUGCCUGUGCUAAUGCUGAUUUGAAGGCUGAUAUGGAGCGCUGGCAUAAGACCAAACAUAGGGACUUGAGAGAAAUUUUCGUUGCUCUUGCAGACAAGCAAGUUGAACGGUAUGAAAAGUGUCUCCAUGCCUGGGAAGAUGCCAUCCGUAGAAUUCAAGCCAACGCUGAUAUUACGAAGCCCACUUGUGAUGAGAUUCAGACGAUUGGUGAAGUAAGGGAUUCCAUGUCUCCCCAGUUGACCCCUUCUCACGUGAUGUCAGUGGACACCGAUGGCGAUACAGGUGCUGAGGCAGCGUGUGUUGAUGCUGAUGCCGAUGGGGAUCACCCAGCCGUUCCUCCGCUUCCUCCCAAAGACGUCUACGAAGGAAGUGCGAAAGGAGACGGGGGGGACACCUCCACUGCCAACAACACCGGCAACAACAACAACAACAACAGGAGCAGUACAUGAAAGCCAAAAUGAAGCGGGGACAUAAGGAAUCACUCAUCUCUUUUACUAUUUAAAUUAUUCCAUAAUAAUUAUCUCCAUUUCACUCCCACCCACCCCUAUUUUCUCUGAUCCUAUGAAAGGGUCGAUAACUUCUCAGGUGGUCCCUGUUCUCUUACAUAUAUUAAAAAAGACCCCUAGGGACCUACAGCAGCUGUUGAUGAUGAAAUUGAUGCAAUAUAAUCGACCGUUCAUAGAGCAGAGACUGAAAUAUAUUAUUUUAGAAGUCCUAACUCAUCAUCAUCAUGUACAUCAUCACUAUCAUCAUCAUCAUUAUAAUCAUUAUCUCUAUCAUCUGAUCUGUUCAGUAUACACCAUGAUCUCAUUUCAAUAUGGCUUCAGUUACCACAUGUCAAAGGUGUAUUUGUGUGUGAGUGCAAUUAUAACUGCAGUCUGAUGUGCACAGGUGUUUAAUUAUGUGGUUGUGUAGCACAUAAGAUGUCUUGUCAUCUGUUCUCUUUCUCUCACUGAUAAUUAUAGUUGUGUAGUUGUGGUGAGCACGUGUGUGUGUGCUACACACUUUAUGCAUUGUUAAACACAGUAAGAUGAGAUAUAUUUAUUUGCAAUUUUUUUUCUUAUUGUAUGGAAAGAAGGGCAUUAUCCAUACUCCCAAGGAAGGGCAUUUCAUAUCAGAGAUAAAAUGGAAUUUUUUUUUUGUAGAUUGAAGUUUGGAAAAAUUGGAGGUUAGUGCAUGAACAGAAAGAGUGAGUGAGAUAACGAUAGAGAAAGUUCUAUUGGAUGGAGGCACCAGUCUUUUGGACAAAGGACCAUAUGCAGAGUUUUAAUGCAGGGUAUGGAGAAAUGACAGGCUGUUCUCUCUUUCUCCUCUCUGAAAUCUCUAUAGUUACAGGUGCUGAUGUCCUAAAGAUGCUAUCAGAUAAUUCCCCCCUUUUUCAAAAAGUUAGUUUCAUUUGUCAAAUCAAGUAUUUGCUGAUGUUGUAUCUUAUUUAUUACAAUUCAAUAUUGUUCAGAGUUGGAUCAAAUGCUGUGGAGGCCAGAGGCCAGUGGAUGGUAGACUUAAAAAAAAAA
Molecule: messenger RNA, 2787 nt
Organism: Octopus sinensis (East Asian common octopus)
Lineage: Eukaryota; Metazoa; Mollusca; Cephalopoda; Octopoda; Octopodidae
Product: sorting nexin-30-like
Exons: 11
Coding region: 64-1722 (552 amino acids)
Molecular function (GO): phosphatidylinositol binding
Source: RefSeq, a predicted model, not a curated record